CGAGUGGACCCGGCCAAGGGGCUCUUCUACUUUGACAACAGUUUCCGCCCAGUACCCCUGGAGCAGACAUACGUCGGCAUCACCGAGAAGAAAGCCAUCAAAAGAUUCCAGAUCAUGAACGAGAUUGUCUAUGAGAAAAUCAUGGACCAUGCUGGCAAAAACCAGGUGCUGGUGUUUGUCCACUCUCGGAAGGAGACUGGGAAGACAGCUCGAGCGAUCAGGGACAUGUGUCUGGAGAAGGACACCCUGGGUCUCUUCCUCCGAGAGGGCUCUGCCUCCACUGAGGUCCUGAGGACUGAGGCUGAGCAAUGCAAGAACCUGGAGCUGAAGGAUCUCCUGCCCUACGGCUUUGCGAUUCAUCACGCUGGCAUGACAAGAGUGGACAGGACGCUUGUUGAGGAUCUGUUUGCUGACAGACACAUUCAGGUGCUAGUGUCGACUGCCACUCUGGCGUGGGGUGUCAACUUGCCAGCGCACACCGUCAUUAUCAAAGGGACUCAAGUCUACAGCCCUGAGAAAGGGCGCUGGACUGAGCUUGGGGCUUUGGACAUUCUGCAGAUGCUGGGUCGAGCUGGCCGCCCUCAGUAUGAUACGAAGGGAGAAGGUAUCUUGAUCACCUCCCAUGGUGAGCUGCAGUACUACCUCUCCCUGCUCAACCAGCAGCUUCCCAUUGAGAGCCAGAUGGUCUCCAAACUCCCGGACAUGCUCAACGCAGAGGUGGUCCUGGGAAAUGUGCAGAACGCAAAGGACGCAGUGAACUGGCUGGGUUACACCUACCUGUACAUCCGCUUGCUGCGUAACCCUCCCCUCUAUGGGGUCUCCCAUGAUGAGAAGGUUGUGGACCCCUUGCUGGAGCGCCGUCGCCUGGACCUCGUUCACACUGCCGCCCUCGUCCUUGACAAGAACAACCUGAUCAAGUACGACAAGAGGACCGGGACCUUCCAGGUGACAGACUUGGGCCGUAUUGCAAGUCACUUCUACAUCACCCAUGACAGUAUCCAGACCUACAACCAGCUACUGAAGCCCACUCUCAGUGAGAUUGAGCUCUUCAGAGUGUUCUCUCUGUCCUCUGAGUUCAGGAACAUCACUGUGAGAGAGGAGGAGAAACUGGAACUCCAGAAGCUGCUGGAGAGAGUCCCCAUUCCUGUGAAGGAGAGCAUUGAGGAACCCAGUGCAAAGAUCAACGUGCUGCUCCAGGCAUACAUCUCUCAGCUGAAGCUGGAAGGAUUUGCUCUCAUGGCUGACAUGGUUUAUGUAACGCAGUCGGCGGGGCGGCUGAUGCGAGCGAUAUUCGAGAUUGUGCUGAACCGCGGCUGGGCCCAGCUCACCGACAAGACCGUCAACCUCUGCAAGAUGAUCGACAAGAGAAUGUGGCAGUCAAUGUCCCCGCUGCGUCAGUUCAGGAAGCUUCCUGAAGAAGUCAUUAAGAAGAUUGAGAAGAAGAACUUCCCAUUUGAGCGUCUCUAUGACCUGAACCACAAUGAAAUAGGUGAGUUGAUUCGAAUGCCUAAGAUGGGCAAGACGAUCCACAAGUAUGUCCACCAGUUCCCCAAGCUGGACCUAUCUGUCCACCUGCAGCCAAUCACCAGGUCCACCCUGAAAGUGGAGCUGACCAUCACACCCGACUUCCAGUGGGACGAAAAGGUGCAUGCCUCUUCAGAGGCAUUCUGGAUCCUAGUGGAGGAUGUGGACAGUGAAGUGAUCCUGCACCACGAAUACUUCCUGCUAAAGGCCAAGUACGCUCAGGACGAGCACCUGGUGACCUUCUUCGUGCCGGUCUUUGAGCCGCUUCCACCCCAGUACUUCAUCCGCGUCGUCUCCGACCGCUGGCUGUCCUGUGAGACCCAGCUUCCCGUAUCGUUCCGCCACCUGAUCCUGCCAGAGAAGUACCCACCUCCCACUGAGCUGCUGGACCUGCAGCCCCUGCCAGUGUCUGCCCUGAGAAACAGUGCCUUCGAGAGCCUCUACCAGGACAAGUUCCCUUUCUUCAACCCCAUACAGACACAGGUGUUCAAUGCAGUGUACAACAGCGACGACAAUGUGUUUGUGGGCGCCCCAACUGGCAGUGGGAAGACCAUCUGUGCCGAGUUUGCAAUCCUGAGAAUGUUGCUGCAGAACGCAGAGGGGCGAUGUGUCUACAUCACCCCCAUGGAGGCCCUGGCAGAACAGGUGUUUGCCGACUGGUAUGACAAGUUCCAGGAGACCCUGAAUAAGAAGGUGGUCCUGCUGACUGGAGAGACCAGCACUGACCUCAAGCUGCUGGGGAAGGGCGACAUCAUCAUCAGCACCCCUGAGAAGUGGGACAUCCUGUCCCGGCGCUGGAAGCAGCGCAAGAACGUGCAGAACGUCAGCCUGGUCCUCAUCGACGAGACGCACCUCAUUGGGGGGGACAAUGGGCCUGUUUUGGAGGUGAUCUGUUCCCGUAUGCGUUACAUUUCAUCACAGAUUGAGCGUCCAAUCAGAAUUGUCGCUCUCAGCUCCUCUCUUUCCAACGCCAAGGAUGUCGCCCAUUGGCUGGGCUGCAGCACCACGGCAACGUUUAACUUCCACCCGAACGUGAGGCCGGUCCCACUGGAGCUUCACAUCCAGGGUUUCAACGUGAGCCACACCCAGACACGCCUGCUGUCCAUGGCCAAGCCUGUGUACCACGCCAUCAUGAAGCACUCUUCCACCAAACCAGCCAUCGUGUUCGUGCCCUCGCGCAAACAGACUCGCCUCACAGCCAUCAACAUUCUCACCUUCUGUGCCUCAGAUGUCCUGCCACAGAGGUUCCUGCGCUGCACGGAGAAGGACCUGGCUCCCUUCCUGGAGAAGCUGAGUGAUGCCACCCUGAAGGAGACGCUGGCUAAUGGAGUGGGCUACCUGCACGAGGGCCUGAACCCCACUGAGCGCAGGAUUGUGGAGCAGCUCUUCAACUCCGGUGCUGUGCAGGUGGUGGUUGCCUCUCGUAGCCUGUGCUGGGGGAUGAAUGUCUCCUCUCACUUGGUCAUCAUCAUGGACACACAGUACUACAAUGGCAAGAUUCACGCGUAUGUGGAUUACCCGAUCUACGAUGUCCUGCAGAUGGUUGGGAGGGCAAACCGGCCCCUGCAGGAUGACGAAGGCCGCUGUGUAAUAAUGUGCCAGGGAUCCAAGAAGGAUUUCUUCAAGAAGUUCCUGUACGAGCCGUUGCCAGUGGAGUCUCACCUGGACCACUGUUUGCACGACCACUUCAACGCAGAGAUCGUCACCAAAACCGUGGAGAACAAGCAGGACGCCGUGGACUACCUCACCUGGACCUUCCUGUACCGGAGGAUGACCCAGAACCCCAACUAUUACAACCUGCAGGGCAUGUCGCACAGACACUUGUCGGAUCAUCUAUCUGAGCUGGUGGAGCACACGCUGAACGAUUUGGAGCAGUCCAAGUGCAUCAGCAUUGAGGAUGAGAUGGACGUGGCGCCUCUGAACCUGGGCAUGAUUGCAGCGUAUUACUACAUCAACUACACCACCAUUGAGCUGUUCAGCAUGUCUCUGAACGCUAAGACCAAGAUCCGAGGGCUCAUCGAAAUCAUCUCCAACGCGGCGGAGUACGAAAACAUUCCCAUCCGGCACCACGAGGACACCCUCCUUCGCCAGCUGGCUCAGAAAGUCCCUCACAAGUUGAACAAUCCCAAGUUCAACGAUCCCCAUGUGAAGACGAACCUGCUUCUGCAGGCUCACCUCUCCCGCAUGCAGCUGAGUGCUGAGCUGCAGUCUGACACUGAAGAGAUCCUCAGCAAGGCAGUGCGCCUGAUCCAGGCCUGUGUGGAUGUGCUCUCCAGUAACGGCUGGCUGAGCCCCGCCCUGGCUGCCAUGGAGCUGGCCCAGAUGGUGACCCAGGCCAUGUGGUCAAAGGACUCCUACCUGAAGCAGCUGCCAUACUUCACCUCUGAGCACGUCAAGCGCUGCACUGAUAAGGGAAUUGAGAGCAUCUUCGACAUCAUGGAGAUGGAGGAUGAGGAGCGCAGUGGGCUGCUGCAGCUCUCCGACAGUCAGAUAGCAGACGUGGCUCGCUUCUGUAACCGCUACCCCAACAUCGAGCUCUCCUACGAGGUUGCUGAGAAGGAGAAUGUUAAGAGUGGGAGUCCUGUUGUGGUUUUGGUCCAGCUAGAGAGAGAAGAGGAAGUGACUGGACCUGUCAUUGCACCACUCUUCCCUCAGAAACGUGAGGAAGGCUGGUGGGUGGUGAUUGGAGACCCCAAGUCCAACAGUCUGAUCUCCAUUAAGAGACUGACUCUGCAGCAGAAAGCUAAGGUGAAACUGGACUUUGUCGCCCCAGCCCUGGGUGUCCACAACUACACACUGUACUUCAUGAGCGAUGCCUACAUGGGCUGUGACCAGGAAUACAAGUUCAGUGUGGACGUGAAGGAGGCUGACAGUGAGGGAGACAGCGACUCGGACUAAUCCUGACCCUACGAAGAGGCUGGCUGGGGCAUACUGUGGGUGUGCUGGUUUCUGUAGCUUAAUACAGUGGGGCCACCAACCAACCAUCUCAUUGUUUAGGUUCAGCCUGGUCCUAAUGAAAUAAUGUGUUUUUAUAAAGGUGUGUUGUGUUCUGAUGAUGCACACAGAAUAACUCCACAGUCCUCUAAUGUAUAGGCUGUGAGUGUUGUGCACUGGAAAGCAGUGCAGAGUUAAAUGUUAUAUUUUUGUUCCCUGACAAAAUAAAAACCUAGACUAUUGAGAGCUACUCUAGGGAUGCAGUUGAAUACCACUUGCUCAAUACUCAAGAUCAUGAAAUGAGACUAUCGUCAAGAGUCUGAGUUUGCUGGCUGCUUUAAUAGCCAAUGAACCAGUUAUCCUUUUAAGAACACUUUAGUCUCAUCUCAGGUACUUGUUCUAAUUUUGUUUUGACAGAUAUUGCAGAGGAAGGAAGCGCUGCAUAUUCACAUUUAUGUUGGUAUGUUACCAAUUGAAAAUAUGGCAAGCAUAAACAACAAAGAAUGUUCUGGUCUUGCUAAUUUGUGUGUUUAUGAUUUUAAGCUCUUAGUUUGUAUCCUCAAGAGAUCUGUCUCUUUAAUAAUACUGUAGUGUGGAGACACGAUCCUCAGUAUUUUUGUAUUGCAAAAAGAGAAACUGAAAUGUUUUGAAAGUGAAUAAAUCUUGUACAGGCUUCUUUUUAUGUGUAACGAGCCCCAGGCUGUGAUGUAAUGGCUCGUUUUGUUUUUGUGCCAUUACUGCUGUCUACCCAAAUAAAGGCUUAGAUCACAA
This is a messenger RNA of Polyodon spathula (Mississippi paddlefish), 5229 nucleotides long. RefSeq names its product U5 small nuclear ribonucleoprotein 200 kDa helicase. The annotation marks the transcript as partial. The record is from RefSeq and is a predicted model, not a curated record. Gene Ontology annotation, molecular function: nucleic acid binding; ATP binding. NCBI's taxonomy places the organism in Eukaryota, Metazoa, Chordata, Actinopteri, Acipenseriformes, Polyodontidae. Gene Ontology annotation, cellular component: nucleus. The transcript has 31 exons.